Messenger RNA from Cladocopium goreaui, 891 nucleotides. NCBI's taxonomy places the organism in Eukaryota, Dinophyceae, Suessiales, Symbiodiniaceae. The record is from the annotation of a GenBank genome assembly.
GAUUGGCGAUGUUGCGUUGAAACAUGCGCUGCCUGAGAACAGGCUCGCAACCUUUCAAGUGGCCUCGCAAUUCAAUUGCCUGGAGUUUGUGGGCCCAUCAGUGGUGCCGGAGGAUGGUAUCACAGGUUAUGUUAUGGACCGAACGCAAGGCCCUGCCUGUUCCAUCGCCUGUGGCCCCGCGACUGCUUUCCGCAAUUUCUUCGUGCCCAUGCCUUCGGGACAGGAAGGGCAACGGAAGGGAAUGCAAAUCAACAACCUGGAGGAUUUCUCUGCCGAGCUCCAGCGACUCUGCCAGCCCGAGCCUUCGGGCCUCGAAGGGCGCCCCGAAGGGCGCCUAGGCGCCGCGCCCUUCUUCCGAGUGACCAGUGGCUACACGCAAGCGUCACACCGAGAGUUGCAGAAGCUCAACAGAUCUUUGUCGCGCCUUUCCAACGAAGACCUGGAGGCGCUCCGCGACACGCUGCGCAUCGGCCUGCAUGAGGAGGUGCAAGUGACGGCCACCGCAUGGGGAGCCAAGCGCUUGGCGACGGAGGAGCAGCUAGUGACGCAAGUGUUUGGUUCUGCCUGUUCAGUGGCUUACAAUCGGGACAGUUCCAGCGAAGAUUGGCAGCCCUUGGCAACGCUGAUCUUAGAGGCAUCAUAUGAGGCAACUCUUUUGGCAGCCUUGAAGCAAGCGAAAAAACAUGCUGGACAGGAGGGCUCAAAGAAAGUCUUCCUGACUUGCUUGGGAGGUGGUGUUUUUGGCAAUUCCAUGGAGUGGAUCGUGCAGGCCAUGGACCGUGCGUUUCAGCGGCUGCACGGCGCGGAUUUGGACGUGCGCAUCGUGACCUAUGCAGGCUCGCCAGGUCCCGAGCUCAGAUGCUUGGAACGCUGAGCGAACGCUGGGCGGAA